AUCGCAUUGCGUUUAUUCACGGCGAGAAUGGCGUUGCUCGACGUUUGUCUUCCUUCGCUGUCCUGGCCCCGGGAAUGCACCGUCGCACCUGCUGGGGCGAAAUAUAAGUCCCCGGGAGGUCUGCUGGAGCCUCCUUAUUGUAGAACCAGUUUUAUUCUUCCACCUGGUUACGAUGCAGUUACGUUUCUUCAACCAUACACUGAAGGAGAUGGAAAAGUAAAGCUGGAAUUUAACCACGGCACAACUACAUUAGCAUUUAAAUUCCAGCACGGUGUUAUUGUGGCAGUGGAUUCCAGGUGUACAGCAGGGAAGUAUAUAGACACACAAUAUUUUAAGAAGGUAAUUGAGAUAAACCCUUACCUUCUGGGUACCAUGUCUGGAAGUGCUGCAGAUUGUGUUUACUGGGAGCGAUUGCUGGCUCAACAGUGCAGAAUAUACCGACUAAGAAACAAGGAAGAAAUCUCUGUCUCAGCUGCUUCCAAGUUGCUAUCGAACAUGCUUAGUGGGUACAGGGGAAUGGGACUUUCAGUAGGCAGCAUGAUUUGUGGAUGGGACAAAAAGGGUCCAGGUUUGUACUACAUAGAUGACAAUGGCACACGGCUGUCAGGCCACAUGUUCUCCACAGGCUCUGGCCAUGCUUAUGCAUAUGGAGUAAUGGAUAGUGGCUGGAGGCAAGACCUGUCAGUGCCCGAAGCAUAUGACUUGGCCCAGCGUGCCAUUUAUCAUGCCACCCAUCGGGAUGCUUAUUCUGGUGGAACCGUAAACAUGUACCACAUGAAGAAAGAUGGCUGGAUCAAAGUAUCCCAGGAAGAUGUUGGAAAGCUACAUGACAGAUAUGCAAAAGAGAAAAAAUAAUUUUUGCACAUUUCUGCAUGCUUGUCAGAGCAGCACUAGAUGUUUAGAAUUAACUGAUUUUAUUAAAUAGUGCACACCUUUAAGAAAGGGUCACAUUUCACUUACAGUGGGAGAGUGUCUCAGUGUGAAAAAAACAGCACAGAGUACAGUUUAUUUCUGAACUACUGUUGCGUUCCAGUUUAUUUAAUUAUGUCAUAUGUCAUACAUGUAAACAUAUAAACUGCAUUUGUUACAAAAGUC
This is a messenger RNA of Protopterus annectens (West African lungfish), 1095 nucleotides long. Its product is annotated as proteasome subunit beta type-8-like. The coding region runs from base 28 to 855 and encodes 275 amino acids. Gene Ontology annotation, molecular function: threonine-type endopeptidase activity. NCBI's taxonomy places the organism in Eukaryota, Metazoa, Chordata, Ceratodontiformes, Protopteridae. The transcript is spliced from 6 exons. Gene Ontology annotation, cellular component: proteasome core complex. The record is from RefSeq and is a predicted model, not a curated record.